This is a messenger RNA of Plasmodium coatneyi, 3516 nucleotides long. RefSeq names its product SICA antigen. The transcript has 8 exons. The record is from RefSeq and is a predicted model, not a curated record. Bases 1 to 3516 code for a protein of 1171 amino acids. NCBI's taxonomy places the organism in Eukaryota, Apicomplexa, Aconoidasida, Haemosporida, Plasmodiidae.
AUGAGAGUUCUAAGGAGGAAAGAAUGGUGUAAGGAGGAGGAAGGAAAGGAAGGGCCUAAGGAGGAUGACGGAAAGGGUCUAAGAAAGGGGUCUAAGGAAGGAAGAGACACACCCUGUAACGAAAGUGACCUAUGUAAUCGUGUUAAAUGCGUAACGACGAAGUGGUUCCCCAGCAGGAAGCGUAGUCCAAAUGACGCGAAUCAGUGGAUUGGGGAUGGUGGCUAUUGGAAGGAUGUUGAAAAGAGAUUGAUCCCACUGUCUACUGCUAUGGCUAAUGGGAAUGGGGCGGACGAAAAACUAUGUGAAAACAUUGGUGGAAAAAAUGGCACAACUACAGAAGUGAACAGACUGGCGUGUACAUAUAUAACAGCAGGAUUAAAGAGUAUUUAUGAAAUUGAAAGAGGUACACCGCAAGAGGGGGAGAACAAAGAAAAGGAGAAAAGGAAGAUAGAAGAUAAUCUCAUAUUCCAUCGAACUAUGGCAUGCGUUUUAUUGAACGCAUAUGCAGAUAAAAUGAUCGAACUAACUGAGGGUCAGCCAUGUGGUAUUACUGAGGACACUAUAAAAAAGGCCUUUGCUAAAAGUAAAGAAAUUAAAAAUACAGUACCUACAUGCCAGAGUGAUCCUAUCUGUGUUGAAUGUACAAGGAAACCUAAGUUCCAUUGUGAUAUAGGCAAUGACAAGAACCAAUACAAAGUAAAGCAGGAAGUGGAUAAGCUGCUCAAUGGGACGAGCGGUACCAAAAUAAAGACAACUCUGACUGCUAUAAAUGAUAUAAAUAAUAACCUAUGUCAACGCGCAAAUUGUGUAGCGACUAAUUGGUUUAAUGAUAGAAAGGGGUAUUAUGACAAACAAGACUGGUGUACAUUCUGGGAUGCGGACGUCAAAAAUGAAUUGGGGAGACUGUCUAAUGCUAUGACCGCUGAUAACGGGGAUACUGAUAAAUUAUGCGAAGGCACUAAUAGUGAAAGUAAAAUAAAGACAGAAGCCGAAAGAGCGGCGUGCAAGGUUAUUGUGCGGGGAUUAAAAUAUAUUUACAAUAAGGUAAAAGAAAAUAAGAGUAGUGCAGAUGAAAAGAGGAAGGCUGAACAUAAUCUACAAUUUUGGCGAACCAUGUCAUGCAUAUUUCUGAACGCAUACGCAGAUAAGCUGCAGGCACAUGCACCAUGCCCUAUCGAUGAGAACAUAAUAAAAGAAGCAUUUAGUAAUGGAAAUAAGAAUAUAGGCUCCUGGUGUAAAGAUAAGGAUAAUGGUCAGAAGAAUGGCUGUUUUGCAUGUAAUAGGCAAGAAAAUCUAAAGUGCACAUUAAACGUGGAUGGAAAUCUAUGGACAAAUAAGAAAAAAAACAGUGGACCAUGCGACAAAGGCGGAAAUAAUAUGAAGGAAGAAGUGGGAAAAUUGCUCAACGACAAUAAAGACAUACAAAAAACUUUAACUACCAUAAAUAAUGCAACUACUUUAUGUGAACGCGUAAAGUGUAUCUACUAUAGGUGGGGUGAAAACCGAAAAGUCGGGGAACAGAAACAGGACCCGGAGAAGUUUUGGGAUCCGGACGUCGAGACUAGACUGAAGAACUUGUCUGAAGCUAUAACUAAGAAUAAUGAGACGCACGACAAUUUAUGUAAUGAUAUUCAGGAUGGAAGUAAUACAACUGCAGGAUCUCAUAAAAAGGCUUGCCUGUUCAUUAUUGCAGGUUUAAAACAUAUUUAUGGAAUUACAAAGGGCACUGAAAGCAGCAAACCACAGAAGAUUGAGGACGACCUCAUAUUCCAUCGAACUUUCUCUUGUAUGUUAUUGAAUAUAUUCGCUGAUGAAAUGGAGCAAAAGUGUUCCGACGUAAAGGAAGCUGAAAUAAAGAAAAUGUUCGAAAAUGGAAAUGGACAGAUGAGUAUUUGGUGUAAGGAUAAGGUGAAUGGUAAUGAUUGUGUACCAUGUGAAAGGGAUAAGGGCUAUUCAUCUUGCAGAAUACAGGAUACAGACACGAAUACAAUAGGGCACAGAAUGAAAGAGAUGCUGGACCCAAGUAAGGUAACGAAUCAAGAAGUAAAGCAGGCAGUAAAGCAAGCUAUGGAUUCUAUAAGUAAUAUAUGUCCGAAGGAUACGGAAGCAUCUUCAGUAAGUAGUUCAGUGGGCAGAAGUGAAAACCUCCCUGAAGAAGCACCAGGACCACUACCACCAGCACCUAAAGCAGAACCAACAGCAGCACCACGUAACCCAAGUGCAGCACAACCAGGUAAGGAUAACAUUAUUGAUACUGCAGAUAGUGUUAUUGUUGGUGAUGUUGUACUUUCCCUCGAUGGACCCCCAAUUAAUUCAACAGAAAAAGGUUUUCAGGACGAUAGCCGCUACACCCGAGGGGCUUGGUCUGUAACGACUGAUGGUGCAACAACCACUGUUAUUAAUGCAACCACUAUUAAUACUUCAGGGCCAGGCAAUCUUAACCCCGGUUCCUCCGGUACUGGUAGCACAGGAACUCCUGAUCAUGGUUCAUCUGGUACAAGUUCCACUACCUUAAGUAGUCCAACUCAGCCAGGAGCACAAGGUCCGGAUAUACCUGCUGCUAAUGGUAAUGUUGAUCAAGCAGCAACCGGCCAAGAGAAUACUCACAGUGCCAAGGUUGACGACAGUAAUGGUGGUGAUGAUGGUGCAGCUGCUGGUUUGGUGCCCGGUGUUGGUGGUGUCGUACCUGGUGCCCCUGGUAUAGGUGGUAUUGCUGGUGUUGGUACUCCAGCUGCAGCUGAUGCUUCUCCUGCACAAGGAUCAGGUGGCGGUACUGGUGGUAGUCAACAUGGUGGUGGUCCUGGUUCAGGCAAACCUCAGGGACCACCACAACAAGGAAGAGGUGGUGAUCAAGGGGGGGGUGCCGGAGGCACCCUUUUCCCUGUUCCACUUACUAAGAAGAUCAGCCCUUCCGAACUCCUUACCCCAUACCUUCCUACCAUUCCUGUCUUCAUUGGUAUUUCGGCUAUGACCUACUUGCUAUGGAAGUAUUUUACCCUCGGUAAGCGAAGACGACGUCACAGAAGAGCUCAUCAAGUACGUGGUCCACCUUCCUUAGAAGAACAACUCCUUGAUCCUGUGGACGACCAGGAUGGUCCACAUGAAUAUACCUUAGUAAAGGAACGAAAACAACCAAGAUCUGCUCCAACGGGAAGAACGAAGAGAUCAAAAAAACGGGGUGUUGGUCGUCGUGGUGUAGGUCGCCGCAUGAUUAUUGAUAUUCAUUUGGAAGUCUUAAACGAAUGUCAAAAGGGCAACCUGCAUUCGACGAAGGAAGACUUUUUUGAAAUUUUGGUUCAAGAAUUUAUGGGAAGCGAAUUUAUAAAAGAAGUAAAUGUUCCUAAGGAACAAAUUCGUAAGGAAGAAAGUCUUCCUAUGGUUGAUGUUCCUAUGGAACAGGUUCCAAGUUCAGAUUCCGUGUUUAGGGAGGAAGACUUUGUUCCUAAAGAAGAUGUUCCUAGGGAACAGGUUCCAAGUUCAGAUUCCGGGUUUCGGGAGGGAAGACUUUCUUCCUAA